Ostrinia nubilalis (European corn borer) is the source of this 1463-nucleotide messenger RNA. RefSeq names its product isochorismatase domain-containing protein 1-like. The record is from RefSeq and is a predicted model, not a curated record. The transcript has 4 exons. The coding region runs from base 63 to 665 and encodes 200 amino acids. Lineage: Eukaryota; Metazoa; Arthropoda; Insecta; Lepidoptera; Crambidae. Gene Ontology annotation, cellular component: cytoplasm.
CCGAAUUCCGAUCAACGUUAUUUUGCAACAACUUUUACCGGUGAUAAACUUAUUUUAUAACGAUGGCUGCCCGUAAUAUUAUUAAACUUGGUGCGUUAGAAGCUCCCAGGACCGCGUUCCUUCUGUGCGACAUACAGGAAACUUUUAGGCCUCAUGUGAAACAUUUCGGCGAAGUUGUGAAAGUCGCUAAUAAAAUGAUGGAAGCAGCGAAACACUUCAAGAUCCCCGUUUACAUCUCCGAACAGUACCCCAAAGGUCUCGGCCACACGACAAAAGACAUUAAAGUGGACGAUGCAGCGUUAGUAUAUGAGAAGACUAAGUUCUCGAUGUACACACCAGAACUGCAGGAACGGUUGAAGAAGGACAUACCUAACCUGGCCUCGGUGGUGCUUUUUGGUACUGAGACACAUGUCUGCAUCGAGCAAACUGUCAUAGACUUACUGAAUGAGGACCUGACAGUCCACGUGUUAGCCGACGGAGUGUCCUCGCGAUCCCUGAUGGACAGAGGAUUGGCGCUGCAGCGCUUCCAAUCCAUCGGUUGCUUCGUAGGGACUUCAGAGAACGUUCUGUUCAAGCUGCUUCGAGACAAAUCGCACCCGGCCUUCAAGCAAAUCUCCAAACUCAAUAUGAACCCUACUGCUGACGAAUUUUGGAAAACCUCAUAGGAAGUUUAAAUGAAAUGGAUCAAAACUAGUUUUAGUGGGUAUACUUAGAUCGUUUCAUCUACGAAGACGCGCCCCACCAUUCCUUCGCUAAUGUUUGAGUGUUAUCGGUACACGCUAAAUCAUCCAUGAGUGCACACGCACACUACAGUAAUGACGCUCGGAUCAAACUCCCCGCACCCCGCGCUUCCCUCGACAAAAAUUGGUGGGGCGCGUCUUCAUGGAUGAAACGAUUUAAUAAGUAGUAAUAUGGCAUUUGAACUUCGUUGUUUUUGGGAGAACUUUUCAUUUUAUCACGGUGUCGUUUUCUCUACAGAUUUUUUUGUGUGAUACAGUCAACGCAAAAUAGUUCUUGACACCCAAAGUGGCCAAAAACGAGGGUUUUCGCGUAUGAAAGAUCCGCUAGAUGGCGGGACGUGGAUGUGGGGUCUGACUGCUGCGUGAUUGGUGGAUUUUGACAUAUCUGUCAAUGUUAUGUCAAAAAUAACCAAUCAUGCAGCAUUUGGACCUCGCGUCUACGUAUUGCCAUCUGGCGGAUUUUUCAUACGCGAAAACCCUCAUUGUAACAAAGACGUGUCGCGAACUAUUUGACGCUGAUUAUACGUAAAAUACAGACGAAUUUCAAUAUCUUUCGAAACUUUAAUGGACCACGGUUAUGCAACUUAGUUUUGAUUGUAAUUUUGGUUAGUAAUCCUAGAAAGAAACUUUAUUUAGUUAUCUACAGAUACAUUAGGUUCCUUGCGUUUAAAAAUAAGCCAUAACAUUACUAGUAGGUUUUGAAAUAGUCAUGAUAGCUUUGUA